Messenger RNA from Diatraea saccharalis (sugarcane borer), 716 nucleotides. The record is from the annotation of a GenBank genome assembly. NCBI's taxonomy places the organism in Eukaryota, Metazoa, Arthropoda, Insecta, Lepidoptera, Crambidae.
AAGACGACUUAUCGCAGAUAAGCCAAUAAUAAAAGAAGAAGAAGAAGAAGAAAAGAAGACUGAAAAUAUUUAAUCGUUUAUACUAUAAUUAAUAAUUUAUACGUACCAAAACCUAACUUUACACGACAUGUCCAGGCUCGGUGCUAUACAUUUAACAAAGUACACUGGAGUUAAGCAUUCAGCCACAGUGUUUUAUUUUCAUGGUUCAGGUGGAUCCGGAGACAAUAUGAAAGAAUGGGUCAGAUUGAUGUCUGACUUCACUUUUCCACACAUAAAUAUAGUAUAUCCUACCGCUCCAGCACAAUCAUAUACGCCAGCAGGGGGCCUUUUGAGCAAUGUCUGGUUUGAUCGUGCUGAUAUUUCUAUUGAAGUACCGGAAAAACUAGAUUCGAUCUCUGAAAUAGAAAAAGAAGUUCGCUAUCUUAUUCAGAAAGAGAAUGAAGCUAGUAUACCUUGUAAUAGAAUAGUUGUAGGUGGAUUUUCAAUGGGUGGUUGCUUGGCACUUCAUACUGCAUAUAGAUGGGUACGUGAUGUUGCUGGAGUCUUUGCCUUUAGUUCCUUUCUGAAUGACAAUUCAAUAGUUUAUGAAGAUCUUAAAAAUGCUGGAAUCAAUGGUAUGUAUAAAAUAAUAAAAUAAAAAAUCUAACAUAUUUUUCGGUCUAUCAUCAUCAGCCCUUUUACGUCUCCACUGCAGAGGCUCAGACCUUUCUUAUGGC